UUGUGCUUCUCCCCUCCCGUGCUCCCCUUCACCUGCGCCCGGAGUCGACAUCCCUCUCCGCUCCCCUCUCCCCGCCCCCACCUUCCCUCCGCGCCGGCGCCCCAGCCGCGUGCUCAUCUCCGGCGACUGCAGCGCCCGCUCCUGGAGCUUUGCAGUUUUCCAUUGUCUAUAUCUUGUUUACACUUUGUAAAAUCAAAUGGAGAGCACUCAGAAUGAGAACAGCAGGGAAACCAAACAAGAUGACGAAACACGCCAAAGCAAGCAAGAUGAUGAGGAGGCUCGUCUUGAAGAAUACAAAAAACUUAUUGACCAAAAGACUGCCCUCCGCCGGAGCAACCUAACCCCUGAAAGGCCUGAUGCAAACUACCUGAGGACUCUAGACUCCAGUAUUAAACGAAAUACAACAGUUAUAAAGAAACUCAAAACAAUAAAUGAUGAACAAAAGGAUGGAUUGAUGGAUGAGUUGAAAAGUGUUAACUUGAGCAAAUUUGUCAGUGAGGCAGUUUCUUAUAUUUGUGAGGCCAAACUUCGAUCUGCUGAUAUACAAGCUGCUGUUCAGGUCUGCUCCCUGCUUCAUCAAAGAUACAAGGACUUCUCUCCUUGUCUUGUACAAGGGCUACUGAAGGUAUUCUUUCCUGGGAAAUCUGGAGAUGAUUUAGACGCGGACAAAAACUCAAGAGCAAUGAAGAAGAGAAGCACACUGAAACUUCUAAUUGAACUUUAUUUUGUGGGGAUUGUGGAAGAUGCUAGCAUAUUUGUAAACAUUAUAAAAGAUCUUACAUCACUAGAGCACUUGAAGGACCGGGAAGCAACUCAGGCAAAUUUGUCUCUUCUUUCUGCCUUUGCUCGUCAAGGGAGAUUUUUCAUAGGGUUACAGUCUCAUGGUCAAGAAGCUUAUGAUGAGUUAUUUAAGGAUCUAAAUGUUACGGCUGAUCAGAAAAAGUUCUUCAAAAAAGCCUUGCAUUCUUACUAUGAUGCUGUAGCUGAACUACUCCAAUCAGAACACGCGUCUCUUCGUCUGAUGGAGGCAGAGAACGCAAAAGUUUUAACUGCCAAAGGUGAACUAAGCGACGAGAACACUGCCUCAUAUGAAAAACUCCGGAAGUCUUUUGAUCAGUUACAACGUGGUGUAUCCUCGUUAGCUGAAGCUCUUGACAUGCAGCCUCCGGUGAUGCCAGAUGAUGGAAACACAACAAGGGUUACCACAGGAAGUGAUGUAGCCCCACCUUCUACGAAAGAACCAUCUGCACUGGAACCUAUCUGGGAUGAUGAGGAUACAAAAGCUUUUUAUGAAUCUUUACCUGAUCUCAGAGCAUUUGUGCCCGCCGUGUUGUUAGGAGAAGCCGAACCAAAGUUGAAUGAGAAGGGUCGUGAACAACCUGAAUCCAUUGCAGAACAAGAUAUUGAAGUACAUGAUACUGCUCAAACUUCUUCUAUCACUGAAUAUCAACUGGAAGGAAAGGCAGAUGAUGGAGUGAAGGAUAGUGAAGAAAAAGAUAAAGAUAAGGGGAAAGGUGCAGACAAGGAAAAAUCCAAAGAGAAGGAUUUUGACAGAAAAGAAAGAGAGAAGGAGAAAAUAAGAGCCGUGGAUGGUGCAAGUUUGGACAACCUGCUUCAGAGACUACCAGGAUGUGUUAGCCGUGAUCUCAUUGACCAAUUGACGGUUGAGUUUUGCUACCUAAAUUCUAAAGCAAGUCGAAAGAAACUUGUGCGAACAUUAUUCAAUGUCCCAAGGACUUCACUGGAACUUUUGCCUUACUAUUCUCGUCUGGUGGCUACACUGUCAACAUGUAUGAAAGAUGUUCCAAGUAUGCUUAUUUCUAUGCUUGAAGAAGAGUUCAACUUUUUAAUAAAUAAGAAGGAUCAGAUCAACAUCGAAACAAAAAUUAAAAACAUUAGGUUUAUUGGGGAGUUAUGUAAAUUCAAAAUUGCACCUGCAGCUCUUGUUUUUAGCUGCUUGAAGUCAUGCCUGGAUGAUUUCAGUCAUCAUAACAUUGAUGUGGCCUGCAAUCUACUCGAGACUUGUGGACGUUUUCUGUAUCGUUCACCUGAAACUACUAUUCGUAUGGCCAACAUGCUGGAGAUACUGAUGCGAUUGAAAAAUGUGAAGAAUUUGGAUCCUCGCCAUAGCACACUUGUAGAAAAUGCCUACUACCUUUGUAAACCACCUGAAAGAUCUGCUCGAGUUUCAAAAGUUCGGCCACCUCUGCACCAAUACAUAAGGAAAUUACUUUUUUCCGAUCUUGAUAAAUCAAGUGUUGAACAUAUUCUUCGCCAAUUACGCAAGCUACCUUGGGUGGAAUGUCAGCAAUACCUUAUAAAGUGCUUUCUAAAGGUUCACAAGGGAAAAUACAGCCAUGUUCAUCUGAUUGCCCUUCUCACUGCUGGUCUUAGUCGCCAUCAUGAUGACUUUGCUGUUGCAGUGGUAGAUGAGGUUUUAGAGGAGAUAAGGGUAGGUCUGGAGCUGAAUGACUAUGGGAUGCAACAAAGGCGUCUUGCCCACAUGCGAUUCCUUGGAGAGCUAUACAGCUACAAGCAUAUUGAUUCAUCAGUUGUAUUCGAGACACUGUAUCUUAUCAUUGUAUUUGGUCAUGGAACUCCUGAGCAAGAUGUGUUGGAUCCACCAGAAGAUUGCUUCAGGAUCAGGUUGAUCAUUACACUUCUGCAGACUUGUGGCCACUAUUUCAACAGAGGCUCUUCAAAAAGAAAGCUUGACAAGUUCUUGCUGCAUUUUCAAAGAUAUAUUAUUAGUAAAGGGCCCUUACCACUUGACAUAGAAUUUGACGUUCAGGAUUUGUUUUCUGAGCUAAGACCAAACAUGGCUAGGUAUUCAUCAUUAGAAGAACUAGAUGCUGCAUUAGCUGAGCUCGAAGAAAGUGAACGUGCAGCCUCAGUUGAGAAGCCUGAAAGUGAAAAGCUUUCAGACAGCGAAUCUCAGAAAGUGCAGCCACAUGAUACUGCCUUUUCUGCUAAUGGCAGGGGCUCAGCAAAUGGAGCCGAGGAAAAUGGCAAGGAUCAUGAAGAAGGAGCGGACACUGAAAGCUAUUCAGGUAGUGGUAGCACUGAUGGUCAUGAAGAUGAGGAAGAUCUUAUGUUUGAGGAGAAAUCAAAUGAUGCAUCUGAGAAUGAAGGUGAUGAUGAGGAUGAUGGCAUGCCUGCUGGUUCUGAUGAAGAUGAAGGUGUUGAGGUUAGACAUAAAGUUGUGCAAGUUGAUCCAAAGGAGCAAGAAGACUUUGACCGAGAGCUGAAAGCUCUUCUACAGGAGAGCUUGGAGUCACGGAAAUCAGAGGUGCGGCCCAGGGCCACUUUGAACAUGAUGGUACCAAUGAAUGUCCUCGAGGGUUCCAAGGACCCAAGGGCCGUCGAGUCCGAGAGUGGAGAAGAAACUGUGGAUGAAGAGGGUGGUAGUGCUGGGGGUGGCAGCAAGGUGCGUGUUAAGGUGCUGAUGAAGAAAGGGCACAAACAACAAACUAAACAGAUGUUCAUUCCUGGUGACUGCUCACUUGUGCAAAGCACAAAGCAGCAAGAGGCUGCUGAGCUUGAGGAGAAGCAGAGUAUUAAACGCAGGAUCCUUGAAUACAAUGAAAGGGAGGAGGAAGAAAUGAACGGUGGAUCGUCACAGAUGGGGAAUUGGAGUCAAGGAGGGAGCAGCACCGGCAGCAGUAUUAGAUCAGGUGGACGGGGUAGUUGGGAUGGCUCGAUCAGAGGAGCUCGGCAGCGGCACCACAUUGCUGGUGGUUUCUACCAUAGUUAUGGCAGAAGACGAUGAGAUGACCGCUCGAGUGUUAUUUGUCCUGAGGUUUUUGAUAGGACAAUGGUUUUAGAAAGUUUCUUCUAACUGCCUAAUGGAGAAAAGAGGAGCCUCUUGCAGAGGUAAGGCACGCUUAUGGAAAGUUGGUUGACAGGAGGUGAAACAAGUUUAACGAAAGACUAAUGACUACUCAAUACAUGAUAAUACAUCACCGUCAAGUGAGGAAUGAUGUCUUGAAGGGUGACUAUUUCUGCUAGGCAAAUGACUUGAUAUCAAAGUUGCAUUAGUCGGAGCUAAACUAUUUAGGGUCACGUUGAUCCCGUUGUGCCUGUGUACAUAAGAUGUUCUUGCAUCUCAAGUGCAGAAUAACAUGUUUCAGAUGUGACCUUAACAGCUUGUAAUAUGCUUGUGCGCCCACUUGAUGCAA
Oryza brachyantha (malo sina) is the source of this 4178-nucleotide messenger RNA. Its product is annotated as regulator of nonsense transcripts UPF2. The record is from RefSeq and is a predicted model, not a curated record. Gene Ontology annotation, cellular component: cytoplasm; exon-exon junction complex. Gene Ontology annotation, molecular function: protein binding; RNA binding. Gene Ontology annotation, biological process: nuclear-transcribed mRNA catabolic process, nonsense-mediated decay. NCBI's taxonomy places the organism in Eukaryota, Viridiplantae, Streptophyta, Magnoliopsida, Poales, Poaceae. The transcript has 17 exons. The coding region runs from base 197 to 3769 and encodes 1190 amino acids.